This is a messenger RNA of Marasmius oreades (fairy-ring Marasmius), 330 nucleotides long. RefSeq lists its product as uncharacterized. The transcript has a single exon. The coding region runs from base 1 to 330 and encodes 109 amino acids. The record is from RefSeq and is a predicted model, not a curated record. Lineage: Eukaryota; Fungi; Basidiomycota; Agaricomycetes; Agaricales; Marasmiaceae.
AUGCUAAGCUCGAGAAGGAAAAUUUGGGACGAUAUAUUCGAGAAGUUGGCCAAGGUUGACGAGGAAAACAGGAAAAAUAACACACCUACCAUGCAUGCGGAGGACGCGAAGCCUUUCUCCCUCACUAUCUUGGAGGAUGGGCCACUGACAAACACUGAGGGUGAGAACGACAUCACUGUAUUCCCCCCAAGUUAUCAACGCGUCCAGUGGACUGAUGGCCAACAAUUGAGUGCCACCCGGCCCUCUCCGUCACGAAGGGAUGACCGAGUCGUUUGGAGCGCUGAUAUUCCUGUGCAUGACCCAUAUAAGCUCGGUGACCGUCAGCUUUAG